UAUGAGACUAUAUAUAAUACUAAGUCUUUACUUCUUAUUAACAAAAGAGCAAAUGACUUAUGAAGAAUGUAAGAGAGAUUGCACUAUGGAUUGGUUAGAUUGUGUGAGUGGAUGUGAUAGUAUAGGAAAUCCUUCAUUUUGCCAUAAAAAUUGUCAAAAGUAUAAAAUAAAAAAUUAUUCAGUGUAGUCCAUUCAUGCUUAGAUGAAUGUCCAAAAAUUAUUUGUAUAGAUGAUUGUAGAAUCAAUUUAGAAUAAUGUAGGAAAAAUGGCAAAGGAGUUUGUGAAAUAUUAUUCAACCAUUGUGAACUGAAUUGUUAAGACACAUAUAAUUAAAAGGAAGACAUAUGA
Paramecium pentaurelia is the source of this 348-nucleotide messenger RNA. Lineage: Eukaryota; Ciliophora; Oligohymenophorea; Peniculida; Parameciidae. The record is from the annotation of a GenBank genome assembly.